Messenger RNA from Vicia villosa (hairy vetch), 1979 nucleotides. RefSeq names its product signal peptide peptidase-like 5. Gene Ontology annotation, cellular component: lysosomal membrane; lumenal side of endoplasmic reticulum membrane; cytoplasmic side of endoplasmic reticulum membrane. The record is from RefSeq and is a predicted model, not a curated record. Gene Ontology annotation, biological process: membrane protein proteolysis. The transcript has 14 exons. NCBI's taxonomy places the organism in Eukaryota, Viridiplantae, Streptophyta, Magnoliopsida, Fabales, Fabaceae. Gene Ontology annotation, molecular function: aspartic endopeptidase activity, intramembrane cleaving. The coding region runs from base 150 to 1727 and encodes 525 amino acids.
AAACAAAUGGCACCAAUCUCUCUCCAUCUAUCUCCAAAUCAUUCCAUUGCGAAAGAGAGGGAAACAACCGAAUCCAAACAACACAAAUUCUCUCACAUCAAGUCAAAUCAUUUUCUCUCUCUACCAUCUCGCCGUAACCGAAUUCAACAAUGCCGUGGUUUUCGUAUUCUCCCCCCUUCCCGCCGGCGGCGAUUCUCAUUCUCUCAUUGUUCGCCGCAGCAAAUGCCGUCGACAACAAUGCCUCAUGCAAUCACGAAAUACAAUUGAUUAAGGUGAAGAAUUGGAUUGAUGGCAAAGAAGGUGAAAUGGUUAAUGGCAUGACCGCGAAAUUCGGCUCUUUGUUGCCUGAAGAUGCUGCUAAAUCUGUUAGAGCUCCUCUUGUUUCUUCUGUUCCAGCUGAUUGUUGUUCCCUUUCAACUUCAAAGGUAUCUGGAUCAGUUGCUGUUUGUGUUCGCGGUACUUGUGAUUACACGACUAAAGCUACAAUGGCACAAUCAGGAGGCGCUACUGCAGUGUUGAUGAUAAAUGAGGAGCUCUUUGAGAUGAAUUGCCCUAGUGAUACUAAGGAAAAGAUAGACAUUUCAAUCCCAGUAGUGGAAGUAACAGAGUCAUUGGCAGGAAAUCUCAAGAAUUCUUUGAAGUCUGGAAAGAAAGUGGAAGUCCUACUAUAUGCUCCAGUUCGUCCAGUUAUAGAUUUCUCCGUUGGAGCUUUGUGGUUGAUGUCUGUCGGAACAGUUAUAUGUGCUUCCUUAUGGGCAGACUUUACUGCUACUGAUCAAGCCGAUGUACACUAUGAUGAUUAUUCUCCUAAGGGAUCUUCCACUGCUGAAAAAGGGGCAGAUGGUUCUGAAGAUGAAAUUGUUAACAUAGAUGCUAAGGGGGCUGUCAUUUUUGUCAUUACGGCUUCUACGUUUCUCGUGCUACUGUUCUUCUUCAUGUCAUCUUGGUUUAUCUGGGUGCUGAUUGUACUUUUUUGUAUUGGAGGUAUUGAGGGGAUGCAUAAUUGUAUUGUAACCCUCACUUUAAAACAUCAUCCCAGUUAUGGACACAAGACUGUGAAUUUACCUAUGUUUGGGGUGGUAUCCAUUUUCUCACUAGUAGUGCUACUAUUUUGUAUGGCAUUUGCGGUAACAUGGGCGGUUACUCGAAAAGGGUCAUUUUCAUGGUUUGGUCAAGAUCUUCUUGGUAUCUGUUUAAUGAUAACAGUAUUGCAAUUGGCUCGCUUGCCUAAUAUCAAGGUUGCUACUGUACUACUUUGUUGUGCAUUUGUAUAUGACAUUUUUUGGGUAUUCAUAUCCCCCGUGAUAUUCCAGAAGAGUGUUAUGAUUACUGUUGCUCGGGGUGACAAGGCCGGCGGUGAAGCAAUUCCUAUGCUUUUGAGAUUUCCCCGUCCUUCUGAUCCUUGGGGUGGCUAUGAUAUGAUUGGAUUCGGAGAUAUUCUAUUUCCUGGUUUGCUUGUUUCCUUUACUCGUAGAUUCGACAAAAAUAAUAACAAGGGGGUUUUUGAUGGAUAUUUUCUUUGGUUGGUAGUUGGCUAUGGCUUUGGUCUCAUCUUCACAUAUUUGGGGUUAUAUUUGAUGAACGGUCACGGACAACCUGCACUCCUCUACCUUGUUCCAUGUACAUUAGGAGUCGCUGUGAUAUUGGGAUGUAUAAGAGGCGAGCUCAAGGAUAUUUGGAAUUAUAAAGAAGAUUCGUCUUCAUCCAAAGAACCUUCUGAAGUUUGAAUUAUUACACAGUUUAAUGCAACUAGGACAAUUAUCUCACAUACAUCAAUAUUAACUUAAUGGCAUGCGAUGUAUUUGGUGGUUAUAGGAAAAAGAUCAGGUGUACAUGCUAUUCUUUCCCAGGCUUCGGUAAAUAUCUUUUGUAAUUAAUAACUAAUUAACAAAAAUCAAUGUCCUUUCUCUGUUUUUUUUUUAAAAAUAUAACUCUGCUUCAUAAUUCUCGCGAGAAAGAAAAUAAAGUGUUGUGAAAUU